Messenger RNA from Plenodomus lingam JN3, 1821 nucleotides. The record is from RefSeq and is a predicted model, not a curated record. Lineage: Eukaryota; Fungi; Ascomycota; Dothideomycetes; Pleosporales; Leptosphaeriaceae.
AUGUGGCUCGUCAUACAGCUGCAUUACGCAUACCGACUUUUGUUGUUACAUAUUGAUCGUCUGAUGGUUCUCGCGUUGGUGGAAGCGGAAGAUCGAUCCGUUCGUUGCUAUGUGGGCCACACCCACACUGUCUCCGCGUCAUCACAACAAACACCGGACAACCACUGCACACAACCGGGUCCAACCUCUCUUUACAACCCAAAGGUGCUUUUGGAGCCCAUGAAACCAUCAACUGUCGCGAGCUGCACAAUUGCAAACGAAUUUCUCAGGCGGCGCAUGCAACUUGAUCGAGACCCUACGACCCGGCGCCAUCGCAACAGCAGUCAGCGCGCCUGCCCAACAAGCUUCACAGUCGACGACACAUUGCCCCGAGAUCUGGAUCCGAUCAAGCCAGCCCAAAUCCAUCAGAAAGUCAAACGUGUUCGUUCAAGGAGAGUUCUAGACAUCGAGGAGGGCCACAGCCCUGAAAGGCAGCUGAAGGACGCGGCUCACAGCGCCCGCACAGCUACAGCAGAGCAGCACAGGAGGCCCAACAUGUGGAGACUUGGACUUGACCCCGAUCGCAGGAACAGCCCCCUAUUUGCAGUAAUGCGGAAAGAUCCUGAGCGAGCUUUACAGGAUAAGCAAAUUGCACAGCUUUCAUCGCCUCAGAGGCUGGACGACUGGGAAGGUGAUGAGUUGUCUGAUACGCAGGGAGGGGCACAGGAAUGGAUGGCCAGGACCGACCAUGAAUGUGCACAGGAGACAACUCCGGAUCAUUGUUGCAGUUGCUUGCCAGCAAUGGAAGACGACGGUGACAGUAACGAAGAUCAUGCUAGAAGUCGCAAGCCAAACAGAGCCGAUAUUGGGGUGGGUCAAGCCCCGACAUUUGGCAAGUCAGCGUCGCCGACGUCAGAUACGACACUGUGCGAAAGCAAUGCCAGUCCACCACGUAGCCAAGUCAAGACUAGUUGCAGCCCUUGGGAUCAUGCGCACCCCAAUGGAGCCACGUAUGAUCAGGUCGUUUUUGCUGAAGCGGCACAAUUCGAGAGGGAAGAAAACCAUACUCCCACGCCUGUGCGAAGACGUUGGGCACGGCAUCAGCGCAAAUUGUCGACCGAAUCAUUGAUCCCUGCGCGGACACCAACUCCAUUGCGCGCAAGAGCUCGAACAAAUGAUGGCUUAUUACAACUCAAGGCAAACACCACACACGAUUCAAACAUCCAAACUGGUGCAAGACAAAGACAUCGGCGCAAGAUCUCAUUGAAGAUUCCAAUCAAUACGCCCAUACGACGAGCCGAGACUGUCGAGCACCCCAACCAGAGCACUUGGAACGGAUCGCCCCACCGUGCGGUUGUAACCGCCCAUAAAAUAUCGCGGCCGCUCACGCAUGAAGAGCGAGAGCUGGAGUACAAGCACCGACACACCUUCAUUGGCGUCACAUCCCUUGACGACUUCUUAGAGGCCCUAGAAGUGAGCUCGACGCAUACGACAACGAAAGAAGCCGUAGCCAAAGGGUUCAUAUCCCUGGCACAUAACGAGCAAAUGCUCGCGCGAUCCAGUUCGACCAGGACAGAAGGAUGGGAGCUAGUCCCCAGGGUCACGCCAGACACCUCCAGCAUUGACUACGUUGCACAAUUGCAGGUCAAGCUCGGCUCGAUUACAUUACGCCACUUUCUCGACAUGAUACCUUUUGAUAGCAAGGACGAAGUCAGCGCGCUGCAUGUGGUCGAGGCAUUUUCGGCCGCCAGUCACUUGGAUGCCCAGGCUGGCGUCGGUACGGGUCGCAAGGCAAAAGCUUUCCGCACUUGGAUGGUCACGCAGGCUCACCAUGUGGUAUGA